Molecule: messenger RNA, 4450 nt
Organism: Paramisgurnus dabryanus
Lineage: Eukaryota; Metazoa; Chordata; Actinopteri; Cypriniformes; Cobitidae
Gene: sf3b3
Product: splicing factor 3b, subunit 3
Cellular component (GO): nucleus
Molecular function (GO): protein binding; nucleic acid binding
Source: RefSeq, a predicted model, not a curated record
CACAGUACUGAGAGGCCCUCUGUCGUUUAAGCGCCGUUUGGAAAUAACGAGCGACCAGGCCAAUGAAAUCUAAAAGUUUCUCAUCUGAUUGAAAUCUACAACAUCCUGGUUGCUAUUUCGGUGCUGUUUUAGCUCUCUUGUCCUGAGGCUGAAGGUCCAGUGACAGCAGCCAUGUUUCUGUACAAUCUGACCCUGCAGCGGGCGACUGGCAUCGCCCAUGCUAUCCAUGGCAACUUCUCUGGAACCAAGCAGCAGGAGAUUGUUGUUUCUCGUGGGAAGAUUCUGGAGAUGUUACGCCCUGAUGCCAACACAGGCAAGGUUCACACGCUACUUACUAUGGAGGUGUUUGGUGUCAUCCGAUCCCUCAUGGCCUUCAGGCUGACUGGUGGAACUAAAGACUAUGUUGUGGUUGGGAGUGAUUCUGGACGUAUUAUAAUCUUGGAGUAUCACCCCUCCAAGAACAUGUUUGAGAAGAUCCACCAGGAGACGUUUGGCAAAAGUGGUUGCAGGCGCAUUGUGCCAGGACAGUUUAUUGCUGUGGACCCUAAGGGCAGAGCUGUUAUGAUAGGUGCAAUAGAAAAGCAAAAGUUGGUAUAUAUUCUGAACAGAGAUGCAGCUGCCCGACUUACCAUCUCCUCCCCUCUGGAGGCACACAAAGCCAAUACCCUUGUCUACCAUGUGGUUGGAGUGGAUGUCGGCUUCGAGAACCCUAUGUUUGCCUGCCUAGAAAUGGACUAUGAGGAGGCGGAUAAUGAUCCCACCGGAGAGGCUGCAGCCAACACACAGCAGACUUUGACCUUCUAUGAGCUGGAUUUGGGGCUUAACCAUGUGGUUCGCAAGUACAGCGAGGCACUGGAGGAACACGGCAACUUUCUCAUUACAGUUCCUGGUGGCUCUGAUGGACCCAGCGGUGUGCUGAUUUGUUCAGAGAACUAUAUCACCUACAAAAACUUUGGAGACCAACCAGACAUCCGUUGUCCAAUACCACGUAGGAGGAAUGACCUAGAUGAUCCUGAGCGAGGGAUGAUCUUUGUCUGCUCGGCCACCCACAAGACCAAGUCCAUGUUUUUCUUCCUGGCCCAGACAGAGCAGGGGGACAUCUUUAAGGUUACCCUGGAAACUGAUGAAGAAAUGGUGACAGAGAUCAGGAUGAAGUAUUUUGAUACCAUCCCGGUGGCCACAGCCAUGUGUGUUUUGAAAACUGGCUUCUUAUUUGUUGCAUCAGAGUUUGGAAACCACUACCUGUAUCAGAUUGCCCAUUUGGGUGAUGACGAUGAAGAACCUGAGUUUUCCUCGGCCAUGCCUCUGGAGGAAGGGGACACAUUUUUCUUCCAGCCCCGACCACUAAAGAACCUGGUGCUGGUAGAUGAGCAAGAAAAUCUUUCUCCCAUAAUGUCUUGCCAGAUUGCCGAUUUGGCAAAUGAAGACACUCCGCAGCUAUAUGUGGCGUGUGGCCGGGGACCCAGAUCUACACUCAGAGUUCUGAGACAUGGACUUGAGGUCUCAGAAAUGGCAGUUUCUGAACUGCCCGGUAACCCCAAUGCUGUGUGGACUGUCAGGAGACAUGUGGAAGAUGAGUUUGACGCUUACAUCAUUGUGUCCUUCGUUAACGCCACCUUGGUACUGUCUAUCGGAGAAACCGUGGAAGAAGUGACAGAUUCUGGUUUUCUGGGCACAACACCCACACUGUCCUGCUCACUACUGGGGGAGGAUGCACUUGUGCAAGUCUACCCCGACGGGAUCCGUCACAUCCGUGCAGAUAAAAGAGUAAAUGAAUGGAAGACCCCAGGGAAGAAGACGAUCGUCCGCUGUGCUGUCAAUCAGAGGCAGGUUGUCAUUGCUUUGACUGGAGGAGAGCUUGUCUAUUUCGAGAUGGAUCCGUCUGGACAGCUAAAUGAAUAUACAGAAAGGAAGGAGAUGUCUGCAGAUGUGGUAUGCAUGAGCUUGGCAAACGUGCCACCUGGUGAACAGCGCUCACGUUUUCUGGCUGUUGGGUUGGUGGACAAUACCGUCCGAAUCAUCUCCCUGGAUCCAUCAGAUUGUCUUCAGCCUUUGAGCAUGCAGGCUCUUCCGGCUCAACCAGAGUCUCUUUGUAUCGUGGAGAUGGGUGGAGUGGAAAAACAGGACGAAUUGGGAGAAAAGGGCACUAUUGGUUUCCUCUACCUCAACAUUGGCCUUCAGAACGGAGUGUUGCUGCGUACAGUUUUGGACCCAGUGACUGGGGAUCUGUCUGAUACUCGUACCCGUUAUCUCGGUUCCCGACCUGUCAAGCUUUUCAGAGUCCGCAUGCAGGGCCAGGAAGCUGUUCUGGCAAUGUCCAGUCGUUCCUGGCUGAGUUAUUCAUAUCAGUCUCGUUUCCACCUUACCCCACUGUCAUACGAAACCUUGGAAUACGCCUCGGGCUUCGCAUCCGAGCAGUGUCCAGAGGGAAUCGUUGCCAUCUCCACAAACACACUGAGGAUUUUGGCACUAGAGAAACUAGGUGCUGUCUUCAACCAGGUGGCAUUCCCACUGCAGUACACAGCUCGCAAGUUUGUCAUCCACCCAGAGACCAACAACUUGAUCCUGAUCGAAACAGACCAUAAUGCCUACACCGAGGCCACCAAAGCCCAGCGCAAGCAGCAGAUGGCAGAGGAAAUGGUGGAGGCCGCAGGGGAAGAUGAAAGGGAACUUGCUGCAGAAAUGGCAGCAGCGUUCUUGAACGAGAAUCUUCCAGAAGCUAUCUUUGGGGCACCUAAGGCAGGUUCUGGACAGUGGGCUUCACUAGUUCGUUUGGUUAACCCCAUUCAGGGCAACACAUUGGACCUGGUGCAACUAGAGCAGAAUGAAGCGGCCUUUAGUGUGGCUGUGUGUCGCUUUUCCAGUGGAGGGGAUGACUGGUAUGUGUUGGUGGGCGUAGCCAGAGAUAUGAUUUUAAAUCCACGCUCCGUCGGCGGUGGAUAUAUUUACACUUAUCGGCUGGCAGGGGGUGGGGACAAGCUGGAGUUUUUGCACAAGACGCCUGUAGAAGACGUGCCCCUUGCGAUUGCUUCUUUUCAGGGGCGAAUUUUGGUCGGAGUGGGCAAACUCCUGCGCAUCUAUGACCUGGGUAAAAAGAAACUUCUCCGCAAGUGUGAAAACAAGCAUGUACCUAACUUGGUGACCGGCAUCUACACUAUUGGACAGCGUGUGAUUGUGUCUGAUAUUCAGGAAAGUCUAUUUUGGGUUCGCUACAGACGUAACGAGAACCAGCUCAUCAUCUUUGCGGAUGAAACGUAUCCUCGCUGGGUCACGACCGCUUGCCUGCUCGAUUAUGACACCAUGGCUGCAGCUGAUAAGUUUGGAAAUAUCUGUGUUGUGCGCCUGCCCCCCAACACUAGUGAUGACGUUGAUGAGGACCCCACAGGGAACAAAGCAUUGUGGGAUAGGGGUUUACUCAACGGAGCAUCACAGAAGGCUGAGGUGAUUAUUAACUAUCACAUAGGAGAGACAAUACUGUCCCUUCAGAAGACCACGCUUAUCCCUGGAGGAUCAGAGUCUUUGGUGUAUACCACGCUAUCAGGAGGCAUUGGGAUACUGGUGCCCUUCACCUCUCAUGAGGAUCAUGACUUCUUCCAGCACUUAGAGAUGCACAUGCGCUCUGAAUUUCCUCCUUUGUGUGGUCGAGAUCACCUCAGCUUCCGUUCCUACUACUUCCCUGUAAAGAAUGUGAUCGAUGGAGACCUGUGUGAACAGUUUAACUCUAUGGACCCCCAUAAACAGAAGAGUGUAGCUGAGGAGUUGGACCGCACUCCGCCAGAGGUCUCUAAAAAACUGGAGGACAUCCGAACCCGCUAUGCCUUCUAAUGUCCCUCUUUCUGGAACGAGCACCAUGAGAAAACCUUUUGUUUUCUCAGGCUUCUGUUACCGUGACCCAAAAAACUUUCCCACCGCAAGUAUAGGAGCAGAAUUUUGGUGCAAGCCGAAAUGUUUCUUUCUUAACUGCGGCCAGAUGUGAGCUCUCACAGUCCCUGUGGUCAUUGACCUUGUCUGUGCUAGACUGACACAAACUGCUGUUGGUACUGUACUUGGUACACAACUUUUUUUUUAGAAGUUGUGUCAGGAAAAUCAUUUUGAAAAGAGAUGUUUAUGCAGAAGGUGAUAUUGACCUGUUAUAAACAUGUGGCACAAGCAAACCUAGAAACUGUCUUUGCAGCUAAAUCCAUGCAUUGUUUGAAUCACAGUCUGCAUUAAACAUUGCAUCAUUAAUAUCUCAACUACAUCCCAGGUUAAAAGAGCCGUUUCCUAUUGUAAAAACAGAAGGUGAAAUUGUAAAAAUAACUUUUUUGUGUGUUCACAGUUGUGUUUUUUUUAAUUUUCGUAUUUUGGGCUAAAAUCAUCAAAUCCCUGUCCUAAAACACUGAAAAAUAUGUGCUGUUUGUCUUGAAGUGUGAGAGGAUUUUGUAAAUAAACCUUUUUACUUUUACUUUGA